AUGGCUGCUCCCGCUUCCACGCAGCCGGGCUCGGAAGCUCAGGCAUACGCAAAAACUCCAGAUGUCAUCGUCUCCGAGCUGCCCAAGCUUGAUAUCGAUCUCUAUAUUCAGAAUUAUGUCGGCAGAACACGGUACGAACGCUUGAUCCUCAUCGGCCGAUGCUGCGUGCCCCUACGUGUUGAAGCUCUCAAGGCUGCCGUCGCCGAGGCAAAGAGUGGCUCAGAUGUCACUCGGUAUAAAGAUGCCUGGCAGCUGCUCCGUUCCGUCGCUCCGGAUGAGCCUGAGGCAAAGAGGGACGACGAAUGGAUCGAGAGCACCGAGCUAGCCAACAGAACCGAAACGACUCGCCUAGAGACAGAACUUAAGGGGUAUAGAAACAAUCUCAUUAAGGAGAGCAUUCGGAUGGGCAAUGAGGAUCUUGGCAAGCAUUUCGAGAGCAUAGGCAAGCUCACCGAGGCCACAGACGCAUAUAACAAGAUGCGCCACGACGUGAGCACGACCAAACACAUCUUCGACUGCGGCAUGCACUUGGCUAGCGUCGCUUUCCAGCGCCAUGACUGGGCCACCGUGUUGAGUAAUGUUGGCAAGAUUGCCAACAUUCAAACUGGAGAUGAUGAGCAGGCGCAGCAGGCCUACACCAAAGUGGCAUCCGGAGUUGCUCUGAUGGGACUUGGUAACUAUUAUGAUGCGGCUAAUACUCUUCUUCACACCAAUCCCAAUGUAUCCCCAACAGAGUACAACACAGUUGCCAGUCCCAACGAUGUUGCCAUCUACGGCGGCCUUUUGGCCCUGGCAACCAUGGACAGAAAGGCUCUACAAGCUCGCAUACUGGAUAACCAAUCAUUCAGGAUGUUUCUGGAGCAUGAGCCGCACAUUCGAAAGGCGAUUAGUUUGUUUGUUAACGGCCGCUACUCUAACUGCCUAACCAUCUUAGAGUCUGUGAAGGCCGACUAUCUCCUAGACAUCUACCUGCAGCCACAUAUUCCCACCAUCUACUCCCGAAUUCGCGAAAAGUGCAUCGUUCAAUACUUUAUUCCCUUUUCAUGCGUCACACUAGACAGCUUGGACGCUGCGUUUGGUACACCUAACCAGUCCGUGGAGCUGGAGCUCAUCAGGAUGAUUCGUGAUGGCUCGCUGAGGGCUCGAAUAGAUGCUAAGAGCAAGCUUCUCGUAGCCGUUUCUCCCGACCCACGACUAGUCGUGCAGACAAAUGCACUUGCUGUGGCGAAGAAAUACGAGCAAGAGGCCAAGGAGCGGUUACGGCGCGUGAAUCUGAUUGUUGCAGGUCUCGAGGUCAGCAGCGCCAAAAAGCAGCCGGGAGGCGGCGUUGGAGGCGGCGUUGGAGGGCCCGAGGUCGAAGAGGCUUGGUACGAAGAUAUUACUCAGUUGCCCAGCCAAGGCGCUGAGCGGGUUCAGGAGUCUUAG
Molecule: messenger RNA, 1425 nt
Organism: Trichoderma breve
Lineage: Eukaryota; Fungi; Ascomycota; Sordariomycetes; Hypocreales; Hypocreaceae
Product: 26S proteasome subunit RPN7 domain-containing protein
Exons: 5
Coding region: 1-1425 (474 amino acids)
Cellular component (GO): COP9 signalosome
Source: RefSeq, a predicted model, not a curated record